AUGAAACAGCCCCUGAUCCUGUCCCUUCUCCUGCUGGGGACGGUUUCUGCUUUUCAUCUGGAGACUGCUCGUCCCCAUCCGGAGAGCUCGAAGAAAGAGAAAGAUCUGAUGCAGGGUGCAAACGGUUGGAGGGAGCCAGGAGGAGAGUUGGCUCUGACUCAAGAGACAACGCAAACAGAGGGAGAGGAGGUUGAGGGUUCUGAACAUCAAGACAUCUUCAAGGAUGAGGAAGCAAUGGAGUCAGACCCAGAGGCUUCAGAUGAGGACUCGGCAUGCCCCCGGGAAGAGGACACAGCUCGUUUGCAGGGAACCCCUGGGUGCAAGAGCUGCCGAUAUGUGCUGGUGAGGACUCCCAAGACAUUUUUUAAGGCUCAGAGCGUUUGCAGGAGAUGCUACCGAGGCAACCUGGCUUCCAUCCACAGCUACAGUUUCAACUACCAAAUUCAGUGCUUGGCCAGGAAGAUCAACCAGGCUUCUGUCUGGAUAGGAGGCAUUCUCAAGGGCUGGUUCUUCUGGAAGAAGUUUCGCUGGACUGAUGGCAGCUGCUGGGAUUUUGGAUUCUGGGCCCCAGGGCAGCCUGGGAAUGGGGGAGGACACUGUGUGACUCUAAGUACCAAAGGGGGCCGUUGGCGAAGAGCUUCAUGCAAAAGCUGCCUGCCUUUCAUCUGCUCCUUCUAA
Psammomys obesus (fat sand rat) is the source of this 678-nucleotide messenger RNA. It is a transcript of the gene Prg3, whose product is annotated as proteoglycan 3, pro eosinophil major basic protein 2. Lineage: Eukaryota; Metazoa; Chordata; Mammalia; Rodentia; Muridae. Bases 1 to 678 code for a protein of 225 amino acids. Gene Ontology annotation, molecular function: signaling receptor activity. The record is from RefSeq and is a predicted model, not a curated record. The transcript is spliced from 5 exons. Gene Ontology annotation, biological process: immune response.